AUGUUCGGAACUGAUUUUGAAGAUUACUGCGAUUUCAAUGACAGUAUCUGCAGUAACGAUUCUGGUUUUGAAAAAUCACAUACAGACUCAUUGGCCACGCCUAUUUCUGUUACGAGUACUCCGAUAAAACAUGAUACAAUAGAUUUAGGAAUUUCUAUGACACCAAAUAAAGAAAGUCAUGUACGAAGAAAGCUGUUUACCGAUGAAUAUACCUAUCGUUUUCCUACACCGGUUGAAGAUGUCAAGGUAUUCGAAGACUUUCAACCACUGAACAACACGUCUACACCAGUAAAACUGAAAGAUAAGAAACCUAAAGAUCCAAAUAAACCAAAACGAAAAUACGCUAAUGGCAAAAAUAGAGUAUCAAGAUGUAAAAGUCCUACACAGAUCUUAAGAAUAAAAAAAAAUAGAAGAAUGAAAGCCAAUGAUCGAGAGAGAAAUAGGAUGCACAUGUUAAAUGAAGCUCUAGAUCGGCUUAGAUAUGUUCUACCCACUUUUCCUGAAGAUACGAAGCUGACGAAAAUAGAAACACUGCGAUUUGCACACAACUACAUUUUCGCUUUAAGCCAAACCUUAGAGUCAUUGGAUAACAUAAAUUCUGGACAAUUGCCAGUCGAAGAAGUAAGUUUCAAUUAUGAGAAGUUAGAAAACUAUCCUAUAGCUGAGAAAGUAAACAAAGACGCAUUCCGAGACAUUUUUGUUCCCAACAAAAGUGACGAAAGUAGUGGAGAUGGAUACAGAAGUUUCCAAGGAUUUAGCAAACCUUUUGCAAAUGGAUCGAAUUUCCUUCAAACUCCCGAAGGUGUGCUUAUAAAUGUUGGUAAUGUUACCGUCUCUGUAAACAAUAAAGGCGGUAAUUGUAUAACGUCAACCACUGGAACUGGAUUUUUUACACAUCCUGCAAGUUUUGGAGAUGAUAUGUUUCAAAAAAAUUGUUACAAUGAAACUUAUACCGCUAACAGCUAUAACAAUUUUGAUUCCACGGUACAAAAUUCAAUUCAAAGUUCUAAAGAAUAUUUCAACCAGAAAAAUUACGAGCUAUUUAAAAAUGCUUUUGAAACUGCUAAAAAUAGAAGGAGUACUAACACUAGUGAAUAUACAUGUAACUACAGUCCCAUUUCUAACCACAACUACAGUUACAACGACAAAUAUAAUUACGGAAAUGAGGCAUUUUAUUCCCAAAGUAAUUUGUAUUACAACGACCAAAGAUACGUUGGUAGAGAUUUUUAUAGAAGCCCUAGUGUUGUGAACGCGCAAACUUAA
Molecule: messenger RNA, 1263 nt
Organism: Vanessa tameamea
Lineage: Eukaryota; Metazoa; Arthropoda; Insecta; Lepidoptera; Nymphalidae
Gene: tap
Product: basic helix-loop-helix neural transcription factor TAP
Exons: 1
Coding region: 1-1263 (420 amino acids)
Biological process (GO): axon development; sensory organ development; positive regulation of transcription by RNA polymerase II
Cellular component (GO): nucleus
Molecular function (GO): protein dimerization activity; DNA-binding transcription factor activity, RNA polymerase II-specific; E-box binding
Source: RefSeq, a predicted model, not a curated record